AUGUGCGAAGACGUGGAUUUCCUCGACAAAGUUGGCGACUUGGUCGAGUGGCUGGGCUUCCGUCUCGGUCGCAAUCCGUUCAUCGUCGACGAGGCCCUAGACGACGUUGUAAGCUCACGACUCGGUAUCAGUGUCCACAAAGCUCGGUCAUUGAAAUAUUGGCACUCUACAAGCUGGCGAAAAAAUAACAAGCUGGCAUCGAAGCAAAAUGGCUCGGAAUGGCAGAAGCAGCCCCCUCCUCGGCCUCUAGUGAAGCCUCUCGCUAGCAUCAGCCCGGAAGACGACGUUGUGGAUGGAUCACGCAUUGCUGCGGCACAAGAAGUUCUGCUGGAAGAAGAGAGCUUCCACGGUCGACUGCUGGCGCUGAAGGCAGCGCAGGAGUAUGUG
Messenger RNA from Phytophthora sojae, 387 nucleotides. RefSeq lists its product as hypothetical. The annotation marks the transcript as partial. NCBI's taxonomy places the organism in Eukaryota, Oomycota, Peronosporomycetes, Peronosporales, Peronosporaceae. The record is from RefSeq and is a predicted model, not a curated record. The transcript is spliced from 2 exons.